UGCGACUGGCACAUAUCCAUUCAGCGUUAACAACCGCAUGCUGAAUGUUGAGACAACUACAGUGCAAGUGCGCUGAGCGCUAGCACCCAGUAUCACUUGAAGAAGGAAAAAACCACGCAUCGGAACGGUCUCAGCAUGGCAGACACUCGCCACGACGCUGCCGCCGCAAAGCGCUCGCCCCCGGCACCUGCCCCCGCAAUCGCCGCCAAUGAGGGGCCCAGCACUAGCCCCAGUGCAUCGGAUGAGCUGCAUGCGCAAGCGGUGCGCUUUCUCGCCUCUGUUCGAUUCCAUGGGCAUGCUUCAGAAGAGGAGCAGCGCAAGUUUCUGCGUUCAAAGGGACUGGAUGACCAGGCGAUCGAGCGAGCAUACAAGGAUGCUGCACGGCCAGAGCACAUGACCUCCACUUCUACGCUGGCAUCCUCCUCGUCGUCAGCAGAAUCAGGUGGGUCGGGUUCAGUAGCUUCUGAUGCCUCCAGCGAUGUUCCAGAGCUCGCGUUCGAAGCAGCAGCCAGAGCUUUCGAUGACCCUAUCAGGGCCGCGCCAGUGCCGGUCAAGACAUAUCCACGAUCCCCGCUGGCGCUCUACUAUGACCAGAACUCUGCAUCAGGAGGCAAGGUUCUCACUGGUGCAGGGGAUGUUAGCAGUGGAAAUGGUGAAAAUGCAGGGCAGACGCAAGGGACAGCUACGCAGGACCCACUCACACGAUAUCAAGUCUUGCUCAAUUUCUUCCGCCAACUGAGCUACCUCAUGAUGUUGGGCGGCGGCUUCACUGCGCUCCUCGUAGGUCUCUACAGAAUUUACAUCAUGCCUCGCCUGAUCGCCUCGCAGGACGCGCGCUCCAUUCUGCUCAAGCACCACCGCGAUCUUUUCGAGCAACUCGGUACCAAGGUCAAAUCUCUCCGCCGAGGCUCACUCGCCCAGUUGCCGGGUGUGGUGUCCGGCUCUGGGGGUGCAGGCUGGGAUGCGGCCGGCGCACACGCAGGCGGCGAAGGCGCAAGCGGAAUUAAGCUCAAGAGCGCACUCAAGCGCGUGAGCUUUGCGAAUGAUACCAAGGAGCCGGCACCUGAGCCCGAGCAUGAUUCACUUUCGCCGUCACUGCGAGAAGAUGAGCAUACGGAGCUAAGCAGGUGCGAAAAGGAUGGGUUACUACCGCAGCAGAAAGCCGUAGUGCCCGGCUCGGGUCUCCUUAUUGAGGCGCUCGUGGAAGAUAGAGAGAAAGCGAGCGAAGAGUGUAAGGAGGAAGGCGUGGAUGCAGGGAAUGAAGCAGUCAAAGGAAAAGGUACAGGGAAUAAAACGAAGAAUAAGGUGGCCAAAGAUAUUGACGUGAACAUUUCGCUGCGCGAGGCACUUGCACGCCUCACUAGCGCACUCAAAGCCGAGACAUCAGCCGCUGCCAUUGGAACGCCGAUUGUGCCUUCUAGCACUGGAUCCAAUGAUGUCGCGUCGACUGGAAGUGGCGCCAGUGUUAGAACAACCCCGACAAACGCAAUAGUGGCAGACAGCUACCAGGAGGCGCUUCUGGACGAUGAUGAUAUCGUUCCAGGCGAGGAUGAUGACGAGCAAGAUGAAGACGAUGACGACGAGCUUGAGUUCGACCCAUUCGGUGCAUUUACCCCGAAGUGUACUAAGAAAAAGCGGAGAGCCGACAGGAAGCACGGCGAACGCAAAUACUCUGGAUAUAUCGCUGUGUCAUCGUCCACGUCAGGGGCUGCUGCCGCGGGGGCGGGAACAGCAAGCACUGCCCUGCGCGCGGCGCUCUCAUCGCUCAGCGGUGCAGUCAACACGCAAACGUACAUGGCUAGCACGAUGGCCUACGGCGGACAGAGCCAGUUCCGCUUCAGCGGCCUCGGCUCAGAUGCCGUCGCAACAGCCGGCGCUUCGGCAGGCUCUGGAGAGGACGACGCGAGCAAGGAGCAGGGCAGUAAAGAGAAGCUGGGCGAUAUAUCGGUUGUCAAAACUGAGAUCAGAUGGCUGAAAGGGCUGUUGCUUAGUCGACGCAACUUCCCAUCGUACGGGCGUCAGAAUCUCGCGCCCACCACAGCGAGCGCUACGCCCGUCAACCAAGGCUGACAUUAUUGUGCAGUAGGAUGACUGGACACACCGGGGCAUGAAUGCAUGCGCAACAUAGCAGUGUGCGCUGAAGAAGAGGUGCGAACCGGAUGUCGUGGUGUAUGUUACAGUAAUGGCGAGAAGGACCGGCAAGCAGAUGUAUGCUAUGCGAGAAUUUGGAGCGCGUGAGAAAA
Tilletiaria anomala UBC 951 is the source of this 2243-nucleotide messenger RNA. RefSeq lists its product as uncharacterized. NCBI's taxonomy places the organism in Eukaryota, Fungi, Basidiomycota, Exobasidiomycetes, Georgefischeriales, Tilletiariaceae. The transcript has 3 exons. Bases 136 to 2070 code for a protein of 644 amino acids. The record is from RefSeq and is a predicted model, not a curated record.